CCCGGCAUUUAAGACUGUGUACUGAAGGUCAUUUGCGCCUCUGGCGUCUAGGACUUUGCGCUCCACUUAACUGAGAUGACUGAGGUUCAGUCAAAUACAGGGACGGAACAAAAGUAUGGAGGCGCUGAAGGAGCAGAUGCAAUGUAUGUAAAGCUCGUAUCAUCAGAUGACCAUGAAUUCUACGUUCGUCGGGAGCAUGCGCUCACAAGCGGCACCAUAAAAGCAAUGCUUUCAGGUCCAGGUCAAUUUCAAGAGAAUGAAACAAAUGUUGUACAUUUUCGUGAAAUACCAUCACAUGUAUUACAAAAAGUAUGCAGUUAUUUUGCUUACAAAGUACGUUAUACUAAUAGUUCCAGUGAAAUACCGGAAUUUCCUAUUGCUCCAGAAAUUUCACUGGAAUUAUUAAUGGCUGCUAAUUUCUUAGAUUGUUAAGUAUUAUUAUGUUAUUAUUAUCGUUCUUAAAAUUACUUUGAGUGAACUUUCAACUUGUACCGUUGUUUUGAUUUUUUUCUUUUCUUGUAAUUCCUAAUUGUUAUUAGUUUUUCUUCCAUACGCUUUAUUCAAUUCAAUGUUGAGUUUCGCAUUGUUUUUAUCCUAAUAACUAUAUCUUGGGAGAUCCCUCAUAUUAGCUUGAACAAACAAUAACACACCUUGAUUAUUCGACUUUUUUUCAGUCAGUUCUUUGCAUCAAUGUGUUUUCUACAGACAAUUAUACCGUGAUAAAAAUAAUAAUAAUAAUAACCAUUACUAUUACCU
Messenger RNA from Schistosoma turkestanicum, 756 nucleotides. The record is from the annotation of a GenBank genome assembly. Lineage: Eukaryota; Metazoa; Platyhelminthes; Trematoda; Strigeidida; Schistosomatidae.